CAAGAAGACGGAAGUUCGCCAUUACAAUAAAUAUCUUAAUAACUGAGAAGUUCAUAGGAUGAGUGCUUUCUGAAAAUUAAUUGUUAAUAAUUAUUGGAGAUACACGUGACGCUGAGGUCCCGGGUUUGGAUACCGCCAUUGCUCUUGUCGCAUAAGUACAAUAAAAUCAUUUUUAAUGAUUGGAGUAUCGAGAGGAGAAAGAGACCGCCUAACCGUUAAAAUUCAUAACAUGAAAAGGAGUGGAUCUAGAGAUUCACCUCCUCCGCGCACAAAAAGAUCCAGAAGCAGUAUGGGCAGAUACGAAGAUAGUUCUGAUGAAAGGAUUACACCAGAGCGUAUUCGUCGGAGGGCAAGAUCGCCCAGUUUAAGGACUAGAUAUAUUUCCCCUCACAGGGAAGAGUACAUGCGAUCACGGGAUAUUCCUGAGAGAUCUUAUUCGUAUAAAGUACUUUGUGUAAGUGCUCUGCACCCAAAAGCCAGCGAUGAAGUAAUAAAAGAUACACUUUACAGAGAGUAUAAAAAAUUUGGUGAUUUAAGUAUUCGAAUAUCUCAUGAUCUAGAUGAGAGGGUAGCCUAGUGUUUCAGAACUGCAGAGGAUGCUCGAGAAGCAAAGCAUAGUAAACCACGUAUAAUUUUAUAUGACAAAGUUGCUUUAGUAGAACCUGUUUAUGAAAGCAACCGAGCUGAAACCUAUCGAAGCCGACCUCGAUCAUUCACUCCAGAAUAUGAAAGAACAUAUUAUGCACGAUCACCAGAACGUCGCAGACCUAUUGAACACUAUGAACGAAAUUAUGGACCUCCCCCUACGAGCAUUGCUCAUAGGGAGUUUCGUCCUAUUGCACACCAUGAAUAUCUUCCUCGUGGACCUCCCAUGCAUCAUGGACCUCCACACAUGCAUCCAGGUCCACCGCACCACUAUGUUCCUCGUCAUCUCAUUCAUGGUGGUCCCAGGCCUCACACCCCAUUUGAAAAACCAAAUAAAAAAGAUAAGUUUCCAAAUUAUUUGCAUCAUGUUCAACCAGAAGAUGAUCCAUUGGCCACCAGAACGUUGUUUGCAGGUAAUUUGGAAAUAAACAUAUCAGAUGAAGAAUUACGUCGUAUUUUUAGUAGGUAUGGUAUUGUUGAAGACAUUGAUAUUAAAAGACCUCCACCAGGCACUGGGAAUGCAUUUGCUUUUGUAAGGUAUCAAACAUUAGAUAUGGCACACCGUGCCAAAGUUGAACUGUCAGGUCAAUACAUAGGAAAAUUUCAGUGCAAAAUAGGUUAUGGUAAAGCUACACCGACCACUAGAAUAUGGGUGGGCGGUCUAGGGCCAUGGACUUCUGUUCCACAGUUAGAGAGGGAAUUUGAUAGAUUUGGUGCUAUAAAGAAAAUUGAAUAUGUUAAGGGGGACAAUAAUGCUUACAUUUUGUAUGAUUCUAUAGAUGCAGCACAGGCUGCUGUUAAAGAAAUGAGAGGUUUUCCUUUAGGUGGGCCUGAUCGUAGAUUAAGGCUAGAUUUUGCUGAUGUUACGCCUGGUGGUCCAUUUCGCCCUAAGCAUGCAUAUCCAGUUGCAGAAGAUAGUGUUGAGUUUAGGCGAGUACCAGAAUAUGAAAGUUACGAAGGGUGGGAAGAAGGUAGUUUCUAUUCUGGUCCUCCUAGAAGUUAUAGAGGCCGUGGUGGACCUUGGCGUGGUACUAGAGGUGCGUACAGGGGAGGAUAUCAUGGUGAAGGCUAUAGAGAAGAGGAUUAUGUCAGUAGACGUCUGCCUCCUGAGUUGGACUAUGAAACUUCUCGCUGCAUUAGGAGAUCAGGUUCUCGGGAGCCUGGAGUUGAUAGAUCUCGAUCCCGUUCACCUAGGCAUAGAUCACCUGAAAGUGAUUCAGAUACGUCAACUCGACGAGGUUGUGUUGGUAGUGGCAUGUUAGCUUCUGCCAGAACUUUACCGGAAGUUGCGCGCAAAUCUACAACAACCUGGCAUGGUGCACUUAUAUUAAAUUCUCUGUUUCCUGCUAAGUUUCAUUUGACUGAUGGUGAUAAUGAUAUUGUGGAAGGACUCAUGAAAGACGAAGAUGGCAAGCAUCAUCUGAGAAUAACUCAAAGAUUGAGACUAGAUCAACCAAAACUUGAAGAUGUUCAAAAACGGAUUGCAACAUCUAGUUCACAUGCGAUAUUUUUAGGUCUUGCUGGAUCUACUGGUUCAAUUUCAAAUGAUGAUACUAGUGUGCAAACUAGGCCACUAAGAAAUCUUGUUUCAUAUCUCAAGCAGAAAGAAGCUGCAGGCGUAAUAUCUUUAUUAAAUAAAGAAACAGAAGCAACUGGAGUGCUUUACUCUUUCCCGCCUUGUGAAUUUUCGACAGAAUUGCUAAAGCGAACAUGUCACAACAUCACAGAGGAGGGGCUUAAAGAAGACCAUUUGGUUAUUGUAGUUGUCAGAGGUGGAACAGCCUAAUCCAUAUUGGUUUUUGGUAUGAUACUGUAAUUUUACUAUUUUUAUAUAAUUUUUGUAGGGCUUUGAAUGAAUCAUUCAAAUAUUUAAUUUUACAAUU
This is a messenger RNA of Ctenocephalides felis (cat flea), 2528 nucleotides long. Its product is annotated as RNA-binding protein spenito-like. Gene Ontology annotation, cellular component: nucleus. Gene Ontology annotation, biological process: regulation of alternative mRNA splicing, via spliceosome. Gene Ontology annotation, molecular function: mRNA binding. The record is from RefSeq and is a predicted model, not a curated record. Lineage: Eukaryota; Metazoa; Arthropoda; Insecta; Siphonaptera; Pulicidae.